GGAUUUUGUUCAUCGUGUUCGUAAACAAGACGUUGUGGACAAAAAUAUUCACGUUUAAAAGCGAAGAUGAACAUUUUGCCAAAGAAGAGGUAUGCAAUUAUAUCUCACGUUUAAGGAGAAGUUUACUUUACCCAAGUUUUCAUGACUGGAUGUGACUUCAUGAGCUUAUAAUUUCAAAGCAAAAUGUUAUGAGUUUAAUUGAAAUAAGCUUAAUCAGGACGUAACAUGUCGAUAAUUCCGAUAGUCGAUAAAAAUCGAUCGUUGUCGAUUAACGUCGAUACUAAUUAAUCGACAAAUAUCGGAAAUCGAUAAAAGUCGAUCACAAAAUUUCUUGUGAUUAUCGAUUUUGAUCGACGUUUGGUGUUAGAGUUCGAUUUCAAUCGACUUUUAUCGAAAAGUAUCGGAAGAUAAAAAACGAUCAUAGAGCUAUGUAUGUUUCAAUAUUUUAUUUUGCACUGUAACUAAAGCUGAGUAGAGAGCCACAACAAAGCGAAUUUGUUAUUCUUAGUGGCCUCUGUUAUCUUCCCGGUAAAAACUCCAAUAUGAAACAACUCACCCCAACUCAUCACUGAAAUUAUUUAGAGGUCGAACACAGAAGUACCGGCAGAUGUACGCCAUUUGCUCCUCGUCAUCACGCUGCACUCUUUCCGAACCCCUACGCUUAUCAACAAUUGAAUAACAGUUAAUUACAUCUGAGCACUUUGUCUGCAUUUGUUCUUUAUAUAUCGUAGCAUUUUCCCGCCAUCUCAGGGCCCUUUCAAAGAUAUAUAAAUAAGGUUUGUACUGGUGCUGACCAAAACAAUCGCAGCGCAGGACCGGAAAAAAUUGCAAAGCGACAGAAGCAAUUGUUGAACGCGAGUGGUGCAAACCAAGGCGCAUUUCUUCAGAUUUCUUGAGGUAAACAUUCGCUUGUGGAUUGAACAAGAUAACUUCUGCUUUUUUCAGGUUUUAAUGCAACUUUAUUCAACUUUAUUGCCAUCAUCAGCGCCGUACAACGUUUUACACUCACGAUGCUUAUACAAAGUAUCUCCGUUCCUUGACAUGUUAAUGUCGAUAUAAAUCGAUAAAAGUCGAUACAAAUCGAUAGCCAGCCCUGAGAACUUUGUGAUUAUCGACUUUUAUCGACAAAUCAAACUAAUCAAUCGACAAUUAUCGACAAUUAUCGAGCACUAUCAACUUAUCGACUAGCUUUCCGAUGAGCGAUUUCGAUCGACAUGUUACGUCCUGGCUUAAUAUAAACUUAAGCUCAUAAGCUUAAGCUUAAAAAAACUGCUUUACUUUUUCUUUCAGUUGGCAUGUUCGAAACAAAGACAAUGUCGAACGUGUGAGACGUGAUGAAGAGAAUGCCAGAAAGGAAGAAAUCGAGAGAGAAAGGAGAGUGGCCCUCGCAGUGAGUUACUAGCACUGAUUCUACGUAGUUAGAGCGGUUUUCACUUGACUGUCGUAAAACCAAAACCAAAGUAAAUACGCUAGCCAACCAAAGGGCGUAGUAAAACCAAAACCAAAACCAAAACCAAUCCCUUUCGACAGUCAAGUGAAAACCGCUCUAAACUUAAUGAGAAAAGGGGUCCCCUUCAAGAUUAGAGAUUUGGUACUUUUAACGUUCAAGGUUUUUUACACUGUUGUGUUAUGCUUGUGAAGUGGCAGCAUGCAGUCGCUUAAAAAAGACACCUUUAGAGUGUCAAAACUUGAAAGAAAAAUCUGAUAGGUACCUCUUUUCUGACUUUGUUUUUACAGUAUUAGGAAGCAGAAUGGCUUUACUGUAAACUGUAGGAAAGAAGAACAAUCUAGGGCUGUUUACUACAACUUGCAAACACAAUGACUCAACACACUGGCUCCCUGAACAGUCAUUCUAAAUCUCCCUUAAUGAGAUUGCGCCUCUCACACUACUGAUUUCACUGUUAGCGCACAAGGAAAGUAGUCCGUUGACAAAAUUUGUGAAACCGCAUAAUAGUUUCUUACUUAUUGGUUAUGCCAUGUCAAUGGGCAUAUGUAAGUUUAUUAUUUAGAAGCUCAAAUCCCAGUGAAGUCCCGAAAUUUUUUUCGGGUCAAUUUGCAAUUGCUUAAAUUGCAAUUACCAUUGCGACGAUCAUAUCUUCAUUUAAAAGAAAGUCUUUUGUCAAACAAAUAGGGUCAGGGUUUCAGGAGGAAUGCCACACACUUCCCCUAAAAUGUACCAGGAGUACCGUGCACAAGACAAUUGGUCUUUUCCCCUUACGAUCAGAUAAAUAACCCAACCCAGCAAUUUGCUUGUCUUCUACACCAUAACUCAGUGCUUGCAGCAUCAUUGCCAAUCACAGUGAAUUUUGGAUUGUGAUCUUUUGAAGACAUGUUAUCCAAAUGUUAUCUUGGCUGCAUCUAAAGGUAGUAGCAGUAGUACAUGUAGUGGUUAGUUUUGACAAUCUGGAAUGUCCAUCAAAUGAUUAUUCAUUCUCAUUAAUUACAGAUCUUUUUUAAAGUCAAAGUUACGCCUAGACAUUUUCAUUGCAUUCUUUGCAGGAACAAGAAGCCAGAACAGCCUUGUUACGAAGCCGUGCAGCUAAGAAGCAGAUCAAAGAUGCUAAAUCACCUGAUACAACAGCACUUGUUUUAGAUGCAGAUGACAAACCAAAGCAUAUAAACUUCUUUGCUGAUAUCGAAGAAGGGGUGAGGAGUAGCACAGCACAUUGAUUUUGCUUGCUCAAGGGUGAGAAGACAGGGUUGUUACUCAACAGGUUUUGUAACCUGAAAAUAUCAGAGGUCUUUUUCAUAUUGACUAACUGGUUCAUCAGUUUGGCUUUUGAUUAUAUUAGGGCUCAAAGUGAGUCCCAUCCAGUCUUUGGGUACAAGUAGAUUUUUUAUGCCCCAUGGGCAAGGGUCCAGGCAUUACACCUAACUCCUUAUAUAUACAUGUAUCUGUGUGAAUUUGAAUUUCUUUUGUUGCUGUGUUUUUUUUUUGCUUAUAGUUAAGACAUGGCAGUAACCCUGAAUAUGAAGCCGAGAAAAAAGCUGAACAGGAGAAGAGAGAGAAGGCAAUUGGUCUCUUAACAUACCUGGGGCAGAGUGAGAGAGAUUCACAAAGUAUGCAUUUAGUCAUAAUUUGUUAGUUUUAUUUUUAUUGCUCCUUCUGCAUUAUAAUGGUGGAAAUAGAAAUAUUUAUAUCUUACUCAGUGUUAACCUACAGUAGAAUCUCUAUUUAUCAGACACCCUCUGGACCAAGGCAAGCAUCCCCUGAAUAGAGGUGUCGCCUGAACAGAGGUUGGGCUGGGGUUUCUCAAGAAAUUAACCAAGUAAUAAAAAAAUCAGAAUCUGCUGCAGUCAUUAUUUCAAGUGGCUGGAUAUUGUAUAAUCAAAAGGUGCCUAUGGCUGCUUUUGACUCUUAGAAAUGAAAGCUGAUAAUGAACUUACAUUUAGUCUACUAGUAUAUUUUAAGUCUGUCAAAAAAAUGAAAAUAUGUGUUAAGAAAAAAAAACAAAAAAAAUGACCUAAAGAAAAAAAACAGUAAAAAAAAGUUUCUUAUGGCCAGCGGGAGUUGAACCCUGGACCCUCAAUGUGUAAGGUAUUGUGCCACGACAACUAUUGUGAAUAGAAUCAUUGAAUUUUUUAUUGUUAUCACUUUUGCCCAUGAAAUUCUGCCGGUGGACGGUGUUUGAAGCUGGUAGAGCCUUAUUUAUGAAGAAUUGAAAGAUAAAUUAGAGGAAAACAAGCAUGGUUUGGACGUCUCUCUAAACCAUCGCGAAGUCACUUGUUGACAGCAUUUCACAGCUUGCAUUUCUCUGCGUUAACCUGAGAAGAAUCAGUUGUGAUACAGCAACAGUAAACAUUUCCUUUUUUACUCAACUGAAGAAACAUUUCAUUUCAGAAUAGUAUUCUUAAAGACCAUGAGAUUGGGAGUCCUUUUGAGAGAGGACAGUUAAGCAAGUCAAGUGUGUCACAGCUUUCUAAGCUGAAGCUGUGUUGUGAUUCACUUGUAAUACUAUCCAUCCUGAUUGGCUAUUUAGAUCGAACUUCCGGUUACGAGUGAGUGACAAAUUUUUCACACAGAUUCCCCACAAUACUCAUGGAUAAUCCACUAGUAAAAAUCGUAAUUACAUAACUUAUUUCUGCAAUAUUGUGGGUUGAGUUACCACUAGUACAGUACAUUGAUUUAAGUGAGGUAGUUCAUGUUGUUAAAGCUGUCAUCAUUGGGAAUAGUACUCUUGAAUGUAUCAACCCUUUUUGUGGUCAGUCAUGUUAAGAGUGCUAAGGUGUCCCUGAAUAGAAGUUAAAGCUGGGUUUUGGGACCUAGAAAUAGUGUCCUUUUCCCUUAAAUAGAGGUGUCCCUUCAACAGAGGUAGCAGAUACAAAGACUAUGUGAACAUUUUUUCGGGAACAAAUCUUGUUUCCCCAGAAUGGAGGUGUCCCUCAAAUAGAGGUGGCAAAGGAGAGGUUACACGGUAUUUUGGUGCUAAGAAAACACUCAUGGUUUUGAGAAUUAGGAAAUAAUGCAAAUAAUUCUGAAAUAAAUAAUAUUCCUAUUUUUGUAACACUUAAUAAUAUUUAUCAAGUGUAACGAAAAUCCCAGAGUUAAAAGGAAUGCAACUGACAAGAAGAAAAAUGUGUAAUGCCCUUCUAGAGCUCGGCCUGUUCUCAGUUAUUGUAAAAGCUUCAUAAUGUCAAGUGAUCGCUUAAUUUUCUUGACAUGUACGUGAUGGAGCUUUAAUCAUUUUUUUGUUUCUUCAUGACAUACAUGUCAUUUUCAUCAAGCGCCAAAGAACUAUUUUUGCUUUAACAGAUCAGAAGCCAUGGUAUGUUAAAUCUCACCAGGACAGAAAAGAUCCAGAUGGGGCAAGUGAAAGGUAAACGGUCUAAAUUUCUUCUUGUGCCGGAUUUACGGGCUCUUCACAUUUCCUUCAUUCGGCAGGUUAAAGGGAUGAUGGACUGUGCUAAAGAGAACCUGGUCAGUUACUCCAAUAUUCUUUUAGAGGCCAAUACCUUUAAUGCGCCACAGGCGCAACCUGGAGCUUAAAAUGGCCGAUCCUGAUAACUGGACCUAAGUGGAGGAACGAAGCAGGGAUUCAUGACUGCCACUACACGGUUAACCCUAACCCUAACCCUAACCUGUUAGAGACUUAAGGAGUUGUGGUGAAUUUCCACUGUCGCGUAAUUUUUACCUGCGUACGGAGGAAAAUUUUACGCGCGUAAACAAAAUAAAGGCAAUAUAUAGAACGUCGCACUUAAACGUUAAAGUUUAACCGAUCAACCCUUACGUUUACACGCGGCCUUUCAUUUUUCACGCGUAAUUUUUACGCAACAGUGAAAAUCCACCCUUAGGGUGGCGUUUACGGCAAUCGACAAGCGCCAACGGUGACCACGUGACAGCCUUUUCCCGCUGUUUAUCCGUUUACACAGGAGAGGUUUCACGUUCAUCAGACAAAAAAAUCGGAAAGAGAGAGAGAGAUAAGGAGAGAGAGAAAAUUACUUUGUGUAGUUCUCGUGUUCCUGUACAUUAACAAUCGUAUCUGGAUAGGCAUCUCUGCCCUUAAUCGUUUCCCGUUUGUCCUUGACGCGACUUUUAAGGUCUCUAGUAAUGUCGUAAUUGGCUUGCGUGUGUGCGUGAAAAACUGACCAAAUCACAGAGGUUGUUCGAUAAAGCCGUGGUCUUUAUCUUUCCUUGAGAACAUAACUUUGUAAUAAAAAACUAAUUGUAUCUCUUUUUGCCCUCUUUGCGGGUUAGUUCCAGAGAGAAAGACAGGAAACGUAUAAUGGAUCCUUUAAACGACAUGAAAAAAUAUCUUGAAGUAAAAAAGUCACACAAGAGAGACAAAGACAGCAAGCACAAAAGGAACAAACACACAGAAAUAGAACAAGACUCUAAAAGAAAGCACAAGAAAAGUAUUGAAGAAAUGAGAAAAGAAAGAUUAGAACGAGAGAAAGAGGAACGCGAAAGAGAGAGGAAGCUGUUAGCGUCAGUGAGGGGAGACAAGAUAACUACAACAGAAACUGCUAGUUACAACGCCCCGAACCGGUAAGCUAUUUUACCUCGUCCCUCCUCAUCCCUAGGGUUUUAAGUGGAAGAACACUACCCCUUUGACGCUCGACGCUUCAGCGUCAAAAUGCUUUAACCAAAAUGUUGCCGUUUUUUUGAGAAUUUCUCCCUGGUAUUUAGUGUUUUCAGGGCCUUCGUUAAUUACAGAAAGCUUCAAUUCGUCAUUAAAAAAGGUUGUUUGGAGUUAUUUUACUGAUUAAUAAAUUGACUGUCCACGGUCUCUUGUAUUUCUGUAAGAUCGUUGAGGUCAAUCGCUUACCGGUGCUGGCUGCCACCUUCCUUUCAAAUGUAGCGGAAAAUUAGGGGGACUGUGAACAGUCUAAUUGAUAGCCAGCGUAGCAAGCGUUUCUGUGCGGUUUAGGAGAAAAGAACGAGAGUCAAAGACUGCGAGAAAAGUGGCGCAAGUAAAAGAGCGGGGAGGUAGCUCUCGUUGCAUUUCUCGGGCGGUCAAUACCGAAAGUCCCCUUCCUCGGUAUUUCUUUGCUCCGAAACCAAACGGAAACGUUUGCUACACACGCUAUCUAAUUGAUAAACAACUUGUUCACAUUCACGUCCCACCUUCUUUGCGAGGGUCUCAAUGGGGUGGUAGCUUUGAUGGUGACGGUUAAAUUUUAGACCUUUUGACGGUUAGCUAUGUAUUUUAAGUCGAAAUUUAGUCCACGAGUUAAAGUAAAUAUUUACGUCUGUAUGAAUUAAUAUAAACUGUUAUUUUUUGGAGAUUACCUUGGCCUUUCACUUAUAAAAUUUCGAAAUGUUUUCAGAUAUAGCCAGUUUUAAGGUCUUGUAAUGUCUAUAGAGAUCAUUUUUUUUGAGCGCAUCGCAACUGGUUUUUCCAGGUUUGUAGAUUUUUCAAGCGCCAGAAGUCUGUAAAGAUUAGUUGAAAUCGCGAGAUUUGAAAUACCUUACAACUUUUUUAUGGUUUAUUUUUAUCUGCAUUAUUGACGGUUGUUGGUUAAGGUUUAAGCCGUUUGACGGCUGACGGUUUACCCUAUUUAGAACCUCUUUUCUGGAUGGCGAUUUUCACGCACGUUCACAUAUUUCGGACUUCCCUUGUCUUGGUCUAAAACAAUAGGUCUUUCCACACGAAGCUGUACGAAUCUUACAGUUCCUCAACGCUAUAGAAUAUGUACGAUUCAGUGCAUUGCUUAUGAUAAGUAAGAUUCUGUAAAAAGAACAAGUCUGGAAGGAAAAAGUCCCCGUGUAUUUUUCAGUCUAAAUUGUUGUUUUUAUUUGUUGCAGAUAUAACUCUCAAUACAAUCCAGAGUUUGCUAGGAAGCCCAGGAAUGACAUGAGAUACCGGCCAUAUUAGUUUCCAGUGUCAGCUAGAGCAUGUUCGACAGCCCGGCAACUGACAACGAAAUCCUCCGAGUGGAGUUGACUACAGUGAACGAGAUCUUUUGGUAUCCUUGUUCCGAUUGGGCAGCCAACUGUUCUCGAAAGCAUCCGAAGAUGGUGUGCUCUGUGGAGUGAGCAUGCGGUGACCAGCGAACUUCCGCUUAUACCUCUGUAGAGAGCCUACUACGACGAACGGGUCUCCUAACCGACUGUCAUCUAAUUAAUAAAUGGGUUUCCUGAAAGAUAAUGCAUGGAAACUGUAAGGAAGGUUUGUGUUGCAUAGAUUCCAGCUUCAGUUGUCAGUGCUUCUGCCAAGGUUGGACAAUUCAGCAGUUGUCGAUCUAGUGGAGUCAGGAUUAAUAUAACCAAACCCACCCUUACGACGGCUUUAACAAAAUGAAGGCUUUGGAUUCAAGGAAACCGAAGAGCAUCGUCACAAUACAUAUUGGUAAAUCGACUGGUAUCAUACCAUACUGGUAAAUGAGUUUCUCUUCUUGAGGCAACUGCUAAGAGGAGACCGUAGGGCCUGGUUAUGAAGCUAAUCCCUCUUAAUAGAAGAGUGAAAGUUCUUGGUGUUUUUUAAUGCCUUAUAUAAGGAAUUUCAAGUCCUACGAGUUGCUCAUUUACAAAGAGUUCUUUGAAUACAAAACCUUUGGAUCAGUUGAGUUUUCUGGGUAUCAAACUGAACACCUACCCCUGCCCUAAGUCAACAUUAACACUUACGUCUCACUUAGGGCAAAACUGUGACCUAGGGGAGGGGUAGGUGGUCAGUUGCCCAGAAACCUUGAUUUUACAUCCUUGUCACCAGGGUCUUUUCUAUAGUUAAAGUGGUGG
Molecule: messenger RNA, 8176 nt
Organism: Porites lobata
Lineage: Eukaryota; Metazoa; Cnidaria; Anthozoa; Scleractinia; Poritidae
Source: the annotation of a GenBank genome assembly